CCAGGCGUGCACGGACAUGAUGGUAAUCAAUAACCCAUCAGUGACUCAGCAGAAGGAUCUCGGGUGAGAUCUGUGCAUUUACUAACCUAUUUUCUUUCCUCCUUUUAUAUACCGCCAAGCAGUCACCUAAGCGAAUCUACGCUUUAAGGUGCAGUAAUUCCAAUAACGUUUGCUUUCGAUACGAGUUAUUCCAUUCCCAUGGUGUCGAGAAGCUGGAUCCCAGGUGCGGCUUUCCCUGUGGUCUGCGGCGAGCGGACCCAUCCUGCCCCAGACGAAAAGGCGGAGGAGGAGCAGCGGAAUGCGACAAGUGGCACUAGGUGCGAGGAGCUGCGGCGGCUCUUGCACGGCCCAGCUGAACUGCGGGACACCGCACCUGCUUUCGGCAGAGACGCCUCGCCAAGCCACGCAGCCCCAGGUGGCGCGGGAGGAGCGGCUCCUCGGCGCCGUGACCGGGCUGAUGUCACACGGCGCCCCUGCUGCUCCGGCCGCCUGGCGGGGACGCUGCCGUUAACGGGGCUGCGCCGGGCGCGAGGGAAGGGACGAGCAGCACCGAGGAGAGGGCAGCUCAGCCCCCCCAGCCGGACCCCCGCCAGGGAGGGCCGGGACCGCCCCCAGCGCCGCUCGGCCGCCAUACUGCGGGACAACCCAAACUUGUUACACACGGGCACCAACUCCUCCUCCUCCUCCUGUUGCCCCUCCCGCCGCCACCGCCCUGCCCCCGCCGGCGGGGGGAGGAGGGGGCUGCGCCGGCCCAGCCCCAGCCGCGGGGAAGGCGCCGAGGCGGGCGGGGGCUGUGCGAGGGGAGCGGCGCAGCCCCCCGCAGCUGUCAAGGAGACUUUAAAUCACGUCUCCACAGAGGUGCCGAGUUUACAAGAAACAAAAGCCAUUGUAGCUGAUGGGGACGGCGGUAGCUGCUUCCAGAACAAAUGAAGCGUUUGAUGUGAACGGUUCUAUUUCACAACUGUAACACUGAUUCAUUGGUUUUUCUGGACACUGUAAGUACAGUGCCCGCAGACUUAAUACGCGGUGUUGCCAUCUCUUUGCUGGUAUUACGAUACCCCCCCCCUCAGUCCCUGUAUAAACAGCCAUUACAAUGAACACUUGAUAACCUUUUUUGUUAAACUUGCAUGGAUAUAGCAGUAGCCUGCCAAAAUGUGUGGAUUUAUACCACUUGGAGGUCCUGCAGGAAGGAGAGAUGUUCUGGAUGCCCUGGUGCAUCCCUUAUUGGCCUGCCUCCUGAGCAUGUGAGCGUCAGAGUUACGUGCUUCAUGCACCUUCUUGCUGGGGAGGAGCUGGAGAACUCAGAAGGAUCUGUCAUCUGCUGAAGGCCACUUGGCUGGAGUUGGAAACUGCACUGUGCUUGCUUUGCAGCACACUCUUGCCCUCUCUCCCAGCUGUCUUAGGGGGUGUGUGCCAAAUGAAUAUUUUUGUGUUAAAAUACGUUUUCUUAGAUGUUUUCUUGCAGUGAAGCAAGUGGAAGGUCUCUUUCAGUCAUGUCAAAAUUAAUUCUUGCUUUGGGCUGCUAGCAUUAGAUGUAAUAAUAGGUGCAUAUGCCGCCUAGUUAGCAAAACGUGUUGGAUAAGUUGACAGGCAGUUUUGCCGUAAUCUGAUUUUUAAGGAUGACUUUUCAAAGUGCGACUCCAAAUCAGUAGAAAUAAAAUCUUGAAGCGUUUCUAUCAUAGUUAUGUUGUCUCGGAACUCUGCCAAUUGUUUCGAUUUAGUUUUGGUCUUCUCCAGGAAAAAUGGAAUCUCAAGGCAGUUGUUGCAAUAGGGAUUUUGUAGGUAACAAGAAUAUAAAGUAUUUCCCCUGAAUGUUCAGAGGUGAAGUUACUUAUCCUGGUUUUUGCUGUGCAAAGGUAAUAAAAUAAUUUCCAAAGUUGACUAACGUUUCUUGUAAGCCUUCAAUGCUUCCAGGUAUUGGAUCUUAUUGGAUUCAUAUUCUGUGAUUUAAAUGAGUUGAAAAGUAAUUUCUGAAGGUAUAUGACCAUGAAAGCAUUAUUCAUGAAUGGGUGGUGAUCUACUAUGUUUCGUAUUAAACUGAGAAUUAAGUACUUGUAGACAUGACUGAGACAAUUUUUCAUGGUGUUUUAGAUUCUGGGAAGCAUGUGAGAAUAAGGUUGGAGAUUUAAAGAUGACAACAAAAACAAGCAAAGCAGAUUGUAAACUUUCACUGUGGUAAUAUUAAACAGUUUGUUGGGGGGGUAUUCUCUGUUGUGCCCUAUACUUAGUUGCUUUAUGCCAUGUCAAUUAACUGAAUAAAGGUAUGCUCAGUUGGGAGGCUGCAUAAAAAACAAGGAGCUGGGAAGUGCUUUUGGCUUUUUAUUUGGUUGUGCUUUCUCUGAAUUUUAUGCCUCCUUCUUUGUAACUAGUUAUUUUUCUGAUGACAAAGCAGUCUUUUGUAAGGCCUUCUUCAUCUGUCUGUGCAUAGUAGUCCUGUGCUCGAGUGUCUAGGUAGAUAGGUAAAAGAAGGGUAUUGAAUAGAAUGAGGAAAGUCCCACUUACGUUACUUGAGUUUGGGAAGUUGAAGUGGCUGAAGAGCUGCUUUCCAGUGAAGCUUAUUCAACUGGUUGUGUACAAGAAGGAGCUUGGGAAUGCCAAAAGGCACUGCUGUAGCUUCCACUUGCAGUUAACUUGCCCGUGUGUUGAUAUAGAUGUGCAGGCUAGAUGUGGAAGAUAUUUUAAUUGUUUCCCUUUUGAUAAGAGGGUUUUGUCAUUGUUUCUUGGAUGAAUUAAUGAAAGGAACCAAAAAUUACUUUUCCUGUUCCCAAAGGUCUUCAGCUGCAAAGAAAAAAGUAGUACCUCAUAUUUCAGACUAAUGUGUGCCAUCAUCCUGGAUUGGGAAGUUACAGAUCUUGCUGUCCAGAACUGGAUUAAUGAGGUCUUACAUUUAAUUGUAUUCUAGCCAAAAAGCUUUUAUGGUGUUUUAUCUCCCUGUAAAGUCCAGGAAUGCAAAGGCCUGUUCAGCCUUCUGAAGGUGUUGCUGUAGCCUGCCUUCACCAUGAGGGAGGAUAUUGCCUGUAGUAUGGAGUGUGUUGAGCGCCACUUCCAGCCAAGGGCGUCCAAGAGCUGUUCCCUGUAACACCAAGCUGUGGUGCAGUGAGCUUCUGGGUUUUUACUCAGCAUCAGUGAAAUUGAUAAACUGCCUUGAAAGGUCGUUCUGGUUAUCUUCUAG
Corvus hawaiiensis (hawaiian crow) is the source of this 3172-nucleotide messenger RNA. RefSeq lists its product as uncharacterized. NCBI's taxonomy places the organism in Eukaryota, Metazoa, Chordata, Aves, Passeriformes, Corvidae. The transcript has 4 exons. Bases 199 to 930 code for a protein of 243 amino acids. The record is from RefSeq and is a predicted model, not a curated record.